Messenger RNA from Betta splendens (Siamese fighting fish), 1166 nucleotides. Its product is annotated as ankyrin repeat and SOCS box protein 12-like. Gene Ontology annotation, biological process: regulation of barbed-end actin filament capping; intracellular signal transduction. NCBI's taxonomy places the organism in Eukaryota, Metazoa, Chordata, Actinopteri, Anabantiformes, Osphronemidae. Gene Ontology annotation, cellular component: nucleus; cytoplasm. Gene Ontology annotation, molecular function: protein binding. The transcript has 3 exons. The coding region runs from base 104 to 1036 and encodes 310 amino acids. The record is from RefSeq and is a predicted model, not a curated record.
AACAGUAGAGGGCAGCAUUGGCGCGUUACAGUAAAUGUUUCAACAAAAAAUAAAUACGACGAAGAAGAACGAACAGGAAGAUGAGGGAGACAACAGAUGAAACAUGCUAGCAGGUCCUAUGCUCCGUUUAAGGAUCUCUCCACAAGAAGAAGAAUUCAUCCAUGAAAUCACCGCGCUCAGACAAGCCAUUUUAAAAAACGAUGACAGACUUGUCCAUGAGAUGCUUUGCCAAGAAAUCUACAAGAAGGUCAUCAACUGCCGAGGCGGCUGGGGACUCAGAGGCACGCCUCUGCAUGCCGCCGUGUCCAAAGGGCACCUCAGCUGCCUGCAGAUCCUUCUAGCCCACGGCGCCCUGGUGGACUGCGAGAACAACAAGGCCCAGACGCCUCUCUUUGCAGCCGUCCGCGGGAAAUAUCUGGACUGUGUCCUAACGCUCCUAAGAGCCGGCGCCAACCCCAAUGGAAGCGCAUCCAAUAAUUGCUCCCCCGUCCUCACUGCUGCCCGGGAGGGGGAUGUGGAGAUCUUAAAAGAACUGCUUAAACACGGUGGCGACGUGAACUCCCGCUCCAAAGUCUUCCUCUUGACGUCCAGCGGCAGGGUGUCGAGCGGGCCGCUGUACUUGGCUGCAGUUUACGGUCACAUGGAGUGUUUUAAACUGCUGCUCCUCUACGGGGCCGACCCAGACUACAACUGCACGAACGCAAGGCUGCUGAGCUCCAUCAAGCAGCCAAAGACUGUGCUGGAGAUGUGCCUGCGGCACGGCUGCGGCGUGGAGUACAUCCAGCUUCUGAUCGACUUCGGCGCCAACGUCUACCUCCCCACGCUGAUCAUCGAGAAGUCGACAAAGCAGAACGAGGCCGUGGAGCUGCUUCUGCAGGAAAGAGGAAAUCCAAAGGCCUUGACUUCUCAGUGCCGACUCGCUGUCAGAAGAUACCUCAAGAAGAUCAACAAGAUCCAUUGUAUCGAUCAGCUGGAAAUGCCAACAAUUCUCAUUAACUUUUUGCAACAUAAGCCCACUCCAGUCGCUGUUCUGUAGCUCAGCCUGUUCGUGAAAUAGCUUUUAUUUCAUCAUUUCUUUUUUAUUUGCAAACUGUGGACCAGCUUUGUCACUUUUCUUCCUGUCUAUGUGCUGUUGUGGGUAUGAAAUUAAAUUCAAAGGAAAUGUG